Nylanderia fulva is the source of this 874-nucleotide messenger RNA. It is a transcript of the gene ND-23, whose product is annotated as NADH dehydrogenase (ubiquinone) 23 kDa subunit. The record is from RefSeq and is a predicted model, not a curated record. NCBI's taxonomy places the organism in Eukaryota, Metazoa, Arthropoda, Insecta, Hymenoptera, Formicidae. Gene Ontology annotation, biological process: mitochondrial electron transport, NADH to ubiquinone; mitochondrial respiratory chain complex I assembly. Gene Ontology annotation, cellular component: membrane; respiratory chain complex I. Gene Ontology annotation, molecular function: NADH dehydrogenase activity; 4 iron, 4 sulfur cluster binding.
GUCUCCACCAUGUCGCCUGCCGACCCUUAAGAUUUCAGUAUGGUUAUAUCGUAUGUGUUGUAUUUUUCGUAUAAAAAAUAGAUUAAAAUAUAUUAAAAUAUAAAAUCUUUUUUUGUAAUUCGUCAGUCCUGUUUAUUUUGGAAGAAUAAAUAAGAAAUAGUCAUGAUGGGUCCUUUGCAAAUCAUUGGACGAACAAGUAAAAUUGUUUCAAGAUUUAGUAGAUUGACUGCAAAUGGUGUAAAUACAUAUUUGAGUCGAAACAAAUUUUACUAUGUAAAUGAAGAAAAAGAGAAAACUUGGACAGAUAUUAUGGAUACUGCAACUACACAUAUGUUUCUCUUGGAAAUAUACCGAGGAUUUGGUCUUACUUUAUCUCAGUUAUUUAGAGAACCAGCAACAAUAAAUUAUCCAUUUGAAAAGGGACCCUUGAGUCCUAGAUUCAGAGGCGAGCAUGCACUAAGAAGAUAUCCCUCUGGAGAAGAAAGAUGUAUUGCUUGUAAAUUAUGUGAAGCAAUAUGUCCUGCACAAGCUAUUACAAUUGAAGCGGAAGAAAGAGCAGAUGGGUCUCGACGUACUACAAGAUAUGACAUUGAUAUGUCCAAGUGUAUUUAUUGUGGAUUUUGUCAGGAAGCUUGUCCGGUAGAUGCUAUUGUCGAGGGUCCAAAUUUUGAAUUUUCAUCUGAAACUCAUGAAGAAAUGUUGUAUAACAAGGAAAAACUAUUAAAUAAUGGAGAUAAAUGGGAAUCUGAAAUUGCUAGUAAUAUUCAUGCCGAUCACUUGUAUCGUUAACAGCUGUGUUGUAAUGUAGUAACAAAUAAUGUAAGUAAAACAUAUAAUAAUGUAAUGUACAAAUAUAGACUCAAUUAAAUAUCAA